AUGAUGCAGAGGAGUCCGAUGCCGCCUUCGUACCCAGCUCACCAUAUAGUACAUGGCGAUGACUCGGAUGAUAGCGACCUCGAGAACGAAGCGGCUUCUUCUGCCGCAGACCACGAGGGCAGCGAAGCCGACCCGCACCAGCACACCCACGAAUCGGGAGACCCAAUGCGAAGAGCUUCGAUAGAUUUAGAGGACUCGAAAGAGGCUGUAGCCGUACCCGACCUUGCAGCGGAGGAUGCAGAGCAACAAGGCAUGCUGCCGAGGGACAAACAGCGACGGACAACACAUUACAACUACCAGCUCGAGAAGCAGAUGUCGCACGUCGAAGCAAAGCAGUUCUACCAGCAGCAACGGCAGAACGCUCUGGAGGAGCAAGGCACAGCCAGUCCAGCCGUGGGCACAAGUCCCAUCAUCAGAGCACGGACAUGGGGUUCACAAGUCAUCGGGGAUCCCAAUCUAAACUCCAGGACAGCGAGCAUUCGCAGCAAGCGAAGCUUUGGUGGUGCUGGUUACAAUUCGGCUCUUCCUGUAGGUCUGAGUGACCCGACGAAAGAUCCAAACAGUCCUACAAUCCAGUCGCCGAGCCUCGGCCGCUUUGAAGGCGUUAACGGCCUCUACACCGGCAACGGUGCUGGUGAAGACGACCCUUUGAUUGCAGCAGACAGAGCGGCACGAGCUCAUAACCUGCAUCCGGGUCUGCCUCAUGAGCCCAAGCCACUGUUGGAAUCAGAAGGUAUCCAUGGUGCUGGAGCUGGAGUCGGGACUGAUGCUGUCAACGAGUCAAGCGUGACCAUCGAACUGAACGCCAUCUACUCCAAUAUCCAGAAAAUCCUCGACCUCAGACACAAGUACAUUAGACUUUCAUUGCAGGGCCCACAUGACAAUCCCCGGGACGAUCCAGGAUGGGAGAUCUAUCCUCCACCGCCAGACCCUGUCUGGCACGAGAACAAGGAACGGCUCAACGCUUCGGGCGAUGACAGAGGCGACGAGACACCCGUAAACCCACCAAAGAAGCAGCGUAAGAUGGGACAGGACAUCGGUGAGGAUUUCGAUUUUGAGGAGUGUCUGCCUGUUCCUGAAGCCUCGGAAAUGACUUUCAAGCUCGACGCACAGGGAGUUUACCAGGUGUAUGAGACGGCGCAAUCCGCGGAACUGGGCGAGCCCAUCGUACACAUUCCAGACAUUCGAGAGUACUAUAUGGAUCUUGACAGCAUCCUCAGCAUAGGAUCUGAUGGACCCAGCAAGUCAUUUGCAUAUCGUCGCUUACAGUACCUGGAAGGAAAGUUCAAUCUUUACGUGCUGCUGAAUGAGUACCAAGAGAUUGCAGAUACAAAGGCUGUCCCUCACCGUGACUUCUACAACGUGCGCAAGGUUGACACACACGUACAUCACUCUGCUUGCAUGAACCAAAAACAUCUACUGCGCUUCAUCAAGAGCAAAAUGAAGAAGUCACCCGACGAGGUGGUGCUUUUUAGGGACGGCAAAUACCUCACACUCAAAGAGGUUUUCGAGAGCAUCAACCUCACAGCGUACGACCUCAGCAUCGAUACGUUGGACAUGCACGCGCAUACGGAUUCGUUCCAUCGCUUCGACAAGUUCAAUCUGAAGUACAAUCCUGUUGGUGAAAGCAGACUGAGAACCAUCUUCCUCAAGACCGACAAUCACAUCGCUGGCAGAUACCUCGCGGAGAUCACCAAAGAAGUGAUGUCCGACUUGGAGAGCAGCAAAUACCAGAUGGUCGAGUGGCGCAUCAGCAUAUACGGUCGGUCGCUUGACGAGUGGGACAAACUCGCCGCCUGGGUUGUUGACCACAAGCUGUACUCACCGAAUGUUCGGUGGCUGAUCCAAGUGCCAAGGCUUUACGACGUGUACAAGUCUAGCGGUCUGAUGUCAAAGUACGAAGAGGUCGUGAGGAACGUGUUUCAGCCUCUAUUCGAGGUCACGCAAGACCCCAGCAAGCACCCCAAACUUCACGUAUUCUUGCAGAGAGUGAUUGGAUUCGAUUCUGUCGACGACGAGAGCAAGAGUGAACGCCGCAUCUAUCGUAAGUUUCCACUGCCGAAAGACUGGGACACGAAGCAGAACCCGCCAUACACCUACUGGAUCUACUAUCUCUUCGCCAACAUCGCAUCACUGAAUGUCUGGCGGAAGCAGCGGGGCUUCAACACAUUCGUACUGCGUCCACACUGUGGCGAGGCGGGCGACACGGAUCAUCUGGCGGCUGCCGUCCUGUGCUGCCACAGCAUUAGCCACGGUCUGCUCCUGCGCAAGGUACCACUGCUACAGUACAUUUUCUAUCUGGAGCAGAUUGGCGUCGCAAUGAGUCCUCUGAGCAACAACGCCCUUUUCUUGGCUUACGAGCGCAAUCCGUUCCUACAAUACUUCAGACGAGGUCUGAAUGUGAGUCUAUCUACCGACGAUCCCUUGCAAUUCGCCUUCACAAAGGAGCCGCUCAUUGAGGAGUAUGCGGUUGCCGCGCAAAUCUACAAGCUGUCUGCAGUGGACAUGUGCGAGUUGGCGAAGGCGUCCUGUCUUCAAUCCGGCUUCGAGCACACGAUGAAACAGAGGUGGCUUGGUAACAACUAUUACCUCCCUGGUGUUGCUGGAAAUGACAUGGCCAAAGUGAAUGUACCCAACAUUCGAGAAGCAUUCCGGCACGAGACAUGGUUGCAAGAGCUCUCAAUGAUUGAUCGAUAUACGAACGCUCCAGCGAACAAGCGUCUAUCGACAAACGCUCUGGCUUCAGGCCGACAAACUUCCACCACCUCGCUCGUGCCGCCUGGGAGUCCGACAGCAAGUAUGAAGACCAAUCCUUCUGCCACAAACCCAAUGCACGGCGUGGACAGUUCCAUUUCCCGCCCAGGAACCGGCCAACAUCAGAAUCCCGUGCAAGUGGCGACUCCUUCCGGUUACCAGAAGGCUCAAGCUGCGCGACUUCCCGCGCAGAUGUCGCAACUUGAGCUCGCACAACACGACGGUGCCACGAGCAACCUCUCCCGCUCGCAAAACUUCCGCGAAGGGCCCCCCGUCGGUGGUCCCACAUCCGCCUCCCCGAGCACCUACAACGACCCCAAUGCCGUCUUUCCUCCUCUGCCGCAAGGCGCUUCCGAGGGGCAGCAAGCAGCGCCAGCGACGUCUCAAACGCUCACACCGACGAUUGACAGCAAGCUGAUCUACGCCGCGGAGCCCAGAAUAUUUCCUGGCGUCGUCAGCAGAAGGCGCAAAUCGUCGAUGGCGCGACCUUCCAGUCUGGCAAUGACCAGUAGCGCACACGAGGAGGCGGGCAGCGAAGCGAUGGAGAAGAGCACCGGUAGCCUCGUCGGAUCCACGAGCGGAGCUGCUGACGAGACUUCUUCCUCGAUGCGAGACUCUCUCCGGCUGGAAAAGAAGGAUACCAUUGAGGAGAGCGCCGCGGAGAGCGAGGAGGGUGUCGAGGAGAAUUAA
Lecanosticta acicola is the source of this 3444-nucleotide messenger RNA. The record is from the annotation of a GenBank genome assembly. NCBI's taxonomy places the organism in Eukaryota, Fungi, Ascomycota, Dothideomycetes, Mycosphaerellales, Mycosphaerellaceae.